AUGAAUGUGCGUUUAUCAAUAUUGAUAAUAUUUCUUGGAUUUUCGACUGUUGAAUGUCGAAAAUGUUUUACUCCUACUCUCCGCAUAUCAAGUGAUGUGUAUGAUAAAUGUCCAGAAAGUAUACCGAAGUGUUGUGGCACCAGACGAGAUAGGUGUGCUACGUCGUGCGUAGAUUUCAAAUGUGAAACAAAUGAUGACUGUGAUGGUUUAUCAUGUUGUAGUGGUAACUGCUCUAAUAACAAGAAUUGUUUACCUGUAUCAACUUGGGGAGUGGUAGGCAUUGCUGUUGUCAGUCUGUUUAUUUUGCUCACCUUAUUUCGUGCAUGUCAUUGGUGUCGUAAACGGAAACUCUGGACACGACAAGACACUAGAACCACUAGUGAAGAACAAACAAACAACGAGCCACCAUUUGUGGUAUCUGAUUUUGAUAAUCAUGGUUUUAUCACUCCAAUGGCACCACCAGCUUACGAGAGUGUGGUACAGAACACAGGAUCAAGAACUGAUGGCAACCCUCCAGUUUACAAUCUAAAUUUACAGACUCUAAUAAACAAUUCUUCAACAAAUGACCUUGGCUCCAAUAAUUUCGAAGUUAAUAUAUCUAUCAGGGGAUCAACCCUGUUUAAUAAUGAUUUUCCACCAUCGUACAGUGAAAUAAGUCAUUCAAGUGAUGAUGAUGAUAGUCAACCGCCAUUAUAUAGUUCAAGUCAAGGAGGUGUUGAAAAUUGUGAAGAAAGAAGACUGACACUUAGUUAUAGUGAUGAACCACCACCUUACAGUUUAAACGAGGAAUCACCAACAGAUCCAGGUAAUAUCACAACAGAUCCAAGCAUUGACGAAGAUUCCACCUUGAGUCAAGAUAAUACCUCCUCUGGGGAAGUUCAAAUAGUAAGCGGCUUUAUUCCAGAAGCUGACAAUGAACAAAUGUCACAUCAUAGUUCAAAUGUUCAUGAAAUUGCUCUUACCAGUUCUGAAUCUACACAUGAAAUAUCAAAUGACGAACAGUCAUGUUAUAAUGUAAACCAAGACGAAGACACUGCAUCAUCAGAUUUAUCGAAUAAUUCAAGUCAGAGUGAUAGCACAGUUUCGGUAACAACUACAACACAUUUUUAG
Molecule: messenger RNA, 1110 nt
Organism: Paramuricea clavata
Lineage: Eukaryota; Metazoa; Cnidaria; Anthozoa; Malacalcyonacea; Plexauridae
Source: the annotation of a GenBank genome assembly